CUCACAACAUAUUUUGUCAUACGCAUGCAUAAUUUUGUUGGUCACAAUAUUAAUUGCUGGGCGAUUGAGCAACACAGUUAGAACGCGCUUGUUUUUGGUUUCUUUGAUUUUGGGUUUCAGUUGCGCGUGUUCGGCUGCAGCGACUGCAACGGCGACGCGCGCGAUUUACGCAGCGGCAACAACAACAACGACAAGAAACAACGUGCAAACAAUUUUUAAAAUCAAAUAAAAUAUUAUUUAAAAACAACUUAAACAAAAACAAAACGGCGCGCAGCAGCCCUUGCUACAAAAACCUUUCAAGAGAACCUGUUCUGCUGUCUCUGUGUGUGAGUGUGAGUGUGUGUGUGUGUAUGCUGCUUAUGCAAAUUCUAUAAGCGCAGCAACAACAACACUCGCACACCUGGCAGCUGAUUUUGCAGCGCAACGAAGCAACAACAACAACACACACAAUGAAAGUUCAGCUGCUGCUGCUGUGACACGAACAACAACAACAAACAACAGUAAAAGAGACCAACGCAAGGGAUUUCGGUUAUUCGCUUCGAUAUUGAUAUGCAUCGUUUGCGCUGUCUGAUUAACAACAACAAGAAGUACAACAAUAAUCGAAAGUCGAUAGAACACGAGCCGUAAAUUGCACGGAAACUCAACUGACAUUUUGCAACACUGCCCUGCAGUUAGCAGCAAUUUUCUUUUUUGAAAUACUCACCUCAGCCGAACUCUUGAGCUCUUUGACCAGAAACUGAUUCAAUUGUGCCAAGAUGUAUAAGCUUUUGGGUAGCCUGAAGAGCUACCUCAAGUGGCAGGACAUACAGACGGAUAACGCGGUCUUCCGUCUGCACAACUCCUUUACAACGGUACUGCUGCUCACCUGCAGCCUGAUCAUCACGGCCACACAGUACGUGGGCCAGCCAAUCAGCUGCAUUGUGAAUGGCAUUCCGCCGCAUGUGGUCAACACAUUCUGCUGGAUACACAGCACGUUCACUAUGCCAGAUGCGUUCAACCGACAGGUCGGUCGCGAGGUGGCACAUCCUGGCGUUGCCAAUGAUUUCAAUGACAAGGAUGCCAGAAAGUACUACACCUACUAUCAAUGGGUGUGCUUUGUGCUCUUCUUUCAGGCCAUGGCCUGCUAUACGCCCAAGUUUCUGUGGAACAAAUUCGAGGGCGGGCUGAUGCGCAUGAUUGUCAUGGGAUUGAACAUCACGAUCUGCACGCGCGAGGAGAAGGAGGCCAAACGCGAUGCCCUGCUCGACUAUCUCAUCAAGCAUGUGAAGCGCCAUAAACUGUAUGCCAUACGCUAUUGGGCCUGCGAGGUGCUCUGCUUUAUCAAUAUCGUGGUGCAGAUGUAUCUGAUGAAUCGUUUCUUUGACGGCGAGUUCAUAUCGUACGGCACGAACAUUAUGGGGCUGUCGGAUGUGCCGCAGGAGCAGCGCAUGGAUCCGAUGGUUUAUGUAUUUCCCCGUGUCACCAAAUGCAUUUUCCACAAAUACGGAGCCGGCGGUUCAUUGCAGACGCACGACUCUCUCUGCAUUCUGCCGCUCAACAUUGUGAACGAGAAAACCUAUGUGUUCAUUUGGUUCUGGUACUGGAUAUUGCUCGUACUGCUCGUUGGACUGAUGAUAUUCCGCGCCUGCAUCAUCUUCAUGCCCAAGUUCCGGCCGCGUCUGCUGAAUGCGCGCAAUCGCAUGAUACCCAUGGAAAUCUGUCGUUCGCUGUCCCGCAAACUGGACAUCGGUGACUGGUGGCUCAUCUAUAUGCUUGGCCGCAAUCUGGAUCCGGUCAUUUACAAGGAUGUGAUGGGCGAGUUUGCCAAACAGGUGGAGCCCGCGAAGCACGAUCGCACCAAGUGAUUGUCAAAAAGGGCUAAGCACAAGAAAGAGACAACGAGCGAGAGAGAGAGAGAGAGAGAGAGAGAUACAACUGCUCUGGAUUAUAUUCAUAAUUAUUAUUAUUAUUAUUUAGCACAAAUCAUGACAAUUAGUUGAAAACCACACACCGAAUGCAAAAAGAAAAUGACAAUCUUUAGCAAUAGCUCUACUACCGCUUACCUUCCCGAUACCCCCCGCCCAAAACUCUUAAUCAAUGAUCACAACUCGAAUCAUUUCAAAUCGCAAGGCAGCUUAAAAACAGAGAAGAAAAUUGUUGAAAUAUUUUUGAAGAAAUAUUUUUUCAGUUUUUUCAGUUUUUUUUUUUGAUAUUUUUUUUUAUUGAUUUUCUUUGACAAAACGAAGCAAAAAUAUUUUUUUAUUUUUUUUCAUACUAUUAAAUUUAAUUUAAUAUUUAGCAUGUAUUUAUGUAGAUCUAAAGAAAAACAGAAAGAAAAACGAGUUACGGCCCAAGAAAUUCUAAAAAAUAUAUAUAUACAACAAUAUAUAUAUAUAUAUAUAGGCAUAUAUAAUUAUAUAUAUAUUUGAUUCUUAUGAAAUUAAGAGCAACUUGCAACUGCCAAGCAAAAACCAACAACAACAACAACAACAACAAACAACAACAACAAUAGCAACGCUUCAGAACAUAAUACCAGAAAUAUUAUAAUAAAUAUAUAAAUAUUGCUUUUGAGUCUUUCAUAAUAGAUCACAUGAUCAUAAAUCCUUAUAAAUCAUAAACUAUGAAGCGUAUUGCUGGCACAUUUACAUUUGAAGCUGUUUCAAAUCGAACGCAGAAGAGAUAACUAAAUGUUAAGUUUAUUGUGUAGUUUUAGGCGAAAAUUGCAAGUUUUUUUAUAAAAGUGAAAUAUAUGCAUAAUACGUAUGAAAUAAACUCUAUAUAACUGGCGAAAA
Molecule: messenger RNA, 2771 nt
Organism: Drosophila montana
Lineage: Eukaryota; Metazoa; Arthropoda; Insecta; Diptera; Drosophilidae
Gene: ogre
Product: optic ganglion reduced
Exons: 6
Coding region: 756-1844 (362 amino acids)
Cellular component (GO): plasma membrane; gap junction
Molecular function (GO): gap junction channel activity
Source: RefSeq, a predicted model, not a curated record